Trichechus manatus latirostris (Florida manatee) is the source of this 3341-nucleotide messenger RNA. It is a transcript of the gene ZBTB24, whose product is annotated as zinc finger and BTB domain containing 24. The record is from RefSeq and is a predicted model, not a curated record. Gene Ontology annotation, biological process: regulation of transcription by RNA polymerase II. Bases 152 to 2227 code for a protein of 691 amino acids. The transcript has 7 exons. Gene Ontology annotation, cellular component: nucleus. Lineage: Eukaryota; Metazoa; Chordata; Mammalia; Sirenia; Trichechidae. Gene Ontology annotation, molecular function: protein binding; DNA-binding transcription factor activity, RNA polymerase II-specific; RNA polymerase II cis-regulatory region sequence-specific DNA binding.
GUGCUAAAGCCCCAGCGGAGGAGCCGCGGAGCUGAGGUUCAGGGCUGCCCCGGCGCGGUGCGCUCUCCACGCCGCUCGUCUUCCAGCUGCGACCUGGACCCGGUCCCUGCCGGAUGCACCAGAAAGGUUUAAGCCUUAACUUAUAAAGAAAAUGGCAGAAGCAUCAGAGCAGCCUUCUGGACAUCUUGUUGUCCACUCAGACACUCACAGUGACUCCAUCCUGGCCAGUUUUGAGGAUCAGAGGAAGAAGGGCUUUCUGUGUGACAUCACUUUAAUCGUGGAGAAUGUGCAUUUCCGGGCCCACAAAGCCUUACUUGCUGCCAGUAGUGAAUACUUCUCAAUGAUGUUUGCUGAAGAGGGGGAGAUCGGCCAGUCCAUUUAUAUGCUGGAAGGCAUGGUUGCUGACACGUUUAGUAUGCUACUGGAAUUCAUCUAUACAGGUUAUCUUCAUGCUAGUGAGAAAACUACAGAACAAAUCCUGGCAACUGCUCGGUUCUUAAAAGUCUAUGACCUGGUAAAGGCUUACACAGACUUUCAGAAUAACGAUAGCUCCUCAAAGCCAGCGACUUUGAACACUGCCGGUGCUCCAGUGGUUGUUAUUUCUAAUAAGAAAAAUGAUCCUCCCAAGCGGAAACGGGGCAGACCAAGAAAAGUCAACAGUUUGCAGGAGGGAAAAUCAGGACUGGCUGCAGAGGAGGAAAUACAGCUAAGAGUGAACAAUUCUGUUCAAAAUAGACAAAAUUUUAUAUCUAAAGAAGGAGACAGUGGUAUACUGAACCAACAGAUUCUAGCAAAAGAAAUGGAAGAAUCUCAGCCAACUUGUGAGUCAGGUGGAGUGGAAGUAAUGCCAGCUGAAAAAGAUGAGAACUGUGAUCCCAAGACCCAGGAUGGGCAGGACAACCAGAGUCGGUACAGCAAGCGGAGAAUUCGGAGAUCUGUCAAACUUAGAGAUUACAAACUUGUUGGGGAUGAAGAUGACCAAGGUUCUGCCAAAAACGUCUGUGGAAACACUGGAAGGAGAAAACACCCUGGCCCAGAGGCCCGCUGUAAAGACUGUGGCAAAGUCUUUAAGUACAAUCACUUUUUAGCAAUCCACCAGAGGAGUCACACUGGGGAGCGACCUUUCAAAUGUAAUGAGUGUGGAAAAGGUUUUGCCCAGAAGCACUCCCUGCAGGUCCACACCAGGAUGCACACCGGCGAGCGGCCGUACACCUGCACUGUGUGUAGCAAAGCUCUGACCACCAAACACUCGCUGCUGGAGCACAUGAGCCUUCAUUCAGGACAGAAGUCCUUUACCUGUGAUCAAUGUGGAAAGUAUUUCAGCCAGAAAAGACAACUAAAGAGCCAUUACCGAGUCCAUACAGGCCACUCAUUACCGGAAUGUAACCACUGCCAUCGCAAAUUCAUGGAUGUGUCUCAGCUAAAGAAACAUCUACGAACACACACAGGUGAGAAGCCAUUUACUUGUGAAAUCUGUGGCAAAUCUUUCACAGCAAAGAGUUCUCUUCAGACCCACAUCAGAAUCCAUCGAGGAGAAAAGCCAUACUCCUGUGGUAUAUGUGGCAAAUCCUUCUCUGACUCCAGUGCCAAGAGGAGACACUGCAUUCUACACACGGGCAAAAAACCUUUCUCCUGCCCGGAGUGUAAUUUACAGUUUGCUCGCUUAGACAACUUGAAGGCUCACUUGAAAAUCCAUAGCAAAGAGAAACAUGUGGCAGACACCAGCAGCGUUUCCAGCAAUAAUAAUUCUGAAGAGGUCAGGAAUAUUCUCCAGCUGCAGCCAUAUCAACUCUCUACCUCCGGAGAGCAAGAAAUUCAGCUUCUUGUAACUGACUCUGUACAUAACAUCAAUUUCAUGAAUGGCCCUAGCCAGGGAAUCAGCAUUGUCACAGCUGAGAGUUCCCAGAGCAUGACCACAGAUCAGGCUGCUAAUCUCACCCUGCUCACGCAGCAGCCAGAGCAGCUGCAGAAUUUAAUUCUUUCAGCGCAGCAGGAGCAAACCGAACACAUUCAGAGCCUCAGUAUGAUUGAAAGCCAGAUGGAACCCUCCCAGGCAGAGCCGGUGCAUGUAAUCACACUCUCCAAGGAAACCCUGGAACAUCUUCACGCCCAUCAAGAGCAAAGAGGGGAGCUCCGUUUAGCUGCAAGUACUUCAGAUCCAGCUCAGCACCUGCAGCUGACACAGGAACCUGGUCCGCCACCAUCCACCUCAGCCCACGCCACUUAACAGGAGCAGAGCUGACCUGUAAACAUGUUUGACUCCUCUCUCGGUCUCUACUCUAGAAGCCAGCCUUAUCUGGAUUGUAAACACUUGAAGUCAAUUUUUCUGAAAUGCCGACUUACAGAUGCUUGCAGAGAUGUGAUAGCUAGCUGAUGUUUGUAAUGCUUUCCAGGCAGGAAGAUGUGCAUAUCGUGUGUUACAAUAAUACUGACUUGGCUUUAGCAUUUCAGUUUUAAUGAAUGGUUUUCAUUUUCAUCUACUAUGUCUCUUAAAGACUGGGGCUGUUUUUCCUUGGGACAUUUAUUUAGACUUUUCCGUAGGUAUUGAUGUUUGCAGCCAAAGUUUAUGGUCUUGCUGGUGUUUCCUGUUAUACAUUUUUAUUUUUUAGAGCAAAGGAAGUCAUAUGUUGGUUGAAUUGGGUCAAGUGUUUGCUCCACUUCCUCAGUUGCCCCUGCAAGAUGACUACAGCCCACUCAGGGCUGCAUAUGACAUAACAUGUUUGGAGAAUUUGUUCAUUUAAUGCUUCUAGUCCCCUAAGAAAGAGUAACUGUCUCUCAACAUUUAAUCUUUUGUAUGCUACAGUGGCCUCUUCGUGUCAUGCUUAAGGUAGACUCAAAGACAUAUAUAAACUAAGUGUCUAUUUUACUCAGUUUGUGUAACAAGAAAGCCAAAAGUAUAGGAUUUUUUUUUUUUUUUUAAUUCUGAACUCACUUUUUCUUAGAAACAUGGACUUAAAUUUUAAUGAAAACAUCUAGAUUGGCUCAAGACACCCCAAAUAAAUUAUAAACAAAGCGAAGAUGUUUGAUCUUCAUGAUGAAGUUAAAGCUUUCUUAAUUAUCUUACAAAGAUAUAAUUUUAUUCAGUAUAAUUUAAGUGUUAAAUGUACUCUACUGAAUUCUAAUUAAUCUCUAAAUAUAUUGAUCUGUGUAUUGUGUCUGAUAAUUUUCAGGAGAUGGAAACUUAUUGUAACUGAAUUUUAUUGCAAACGAGGGUAAAUCCCACAAAAUGGAGAAGUUAUUUUUUUUAAAUUGUGCUUCAAGUGAAAGUUUACAGUUAGUUUCUCGUACAAAAAUUUAUACACACACCAUUGUUAAUGUGACCCUAGUUGUUCUUCCUAUAA